Euleptes europaea (tarantolino) is the source of this 631-nucleotide messenger RNA. RefSeq names its product B9 domain containing 1 (gene B9D1). Gene Ontology annotation, cellular component: MKS complex. Lineage: Eukaryota; Metazoa; Chordata; Lepidosauria; Squamata; Sphaerodactylidae. Gene Ontology annotation, biological process: cilium assembly. The record is from RefSeq and is a predicted model, not a curated record. The transcript has 7 exons. Bases 8 to 619 code for a protein of 203 amino acids.
CGCCCCCAUGGCGGCCGCCGCCCACCCCACCGUCUUCCUCCUCGUGGUCAGCGGGCAGAUCGAGAGCGCCGAGUUCCCGGAGUUUGACGACCUCUACUGCAAAUACUGCUUCGUGUACGGCCAUGACUGGGCCCCCACCACGGGUCUGGAAGAAGGGAUCUCGCAGAUCACCUCCAAGAACAGGAGCUCUCGGCAAGAGCUGGUGUGGAAUUUCCCUAUCGACAUCACCUUCAAAAGCACCAACCCUUUUGGCUGGCCCCAGAUAGUCUUAAGCGUGUAUGGCCCUGAUUUUUUCGGCAAUGACGUAGUUCGAGGCUAUGGAGCAGUCCACCUGCCUUUCACACCGGGAAGCCAUAAAAGAACCAUCCCAAUGUUCGUCCCGGAAUCGACGUCCAAACUGCAGAAGUUUACAAGCUGGCUCAUGGGACGACGGCCAGAGUUCACCGACCCCAAAGUGGUGGCGCGGGGCGAGGGCCGGGAAGUGACCCGGGUGCGGUCCCAGGGCUUCGUGACCCUCUCGUUCAACGUGGUGACCAAGGACAUGAAGAAGCUGGGCUACGACGUGAGCCCGGCCGGAAUGCCCAACCUCGCCAUGGGAGACGGCCUCCACAGAUUUUAAAGCAGAGGGCGC